AUGCCGGUUAGGAUAACGAGGAAAACAGCAGCUAGGAAUCAGGAACUGGGUGAAAUGUUAAAAAAGGAUGAUGACUCGUCUGAGGAAUCUUUACAGGAAGUUUUAGCAGCAUUACGCGUCUCCAAUGAUUCGAAAUCCGAGCAAGCAAAAGAUAUCGCAGUUGCUGAUUUGGGUAAGAAAAAUGGCAGAAAGGAGGGUAUGCAGACGCGGAGGGCUGCUUUGAUGGAUAUGAAAAAUGUGGUUAGAAAUGAAGAUGUGGAAACUAACAAACAUGCUAAAGAGGAGUCGCUUUUUUCGCGCGCUAAUAAACCACUGAAGUCAGCUCCAUCAUCGCCAAAGCGGUCAGACAUAACAGAUUUGAAAGAAACACAGCAUGAAGAUGAGAAAGUGCCACACAAGCACUAUGUUGUAAUAUCUAUAACAGCUAUGUUGCAAAAAGUUGAAAUGCAUGGCAUUUGCGUUCUGAAGAAGUUGGUCUUAUUACAGUUACUGACGAAAUCUCUUCAGGAUUUGGCGCAGCUUGUACCAUCUGUGAAGUGUGAUGACAUUAACAUUCAUAAUCAGCGAGUUUCUGAGAAACCGGUAUCGGAUGAAACUAGUCGAAACGUUGACGGUUUGUGUCAAGCACAGAAGCCAGCAUUAAAACCAUUGCCAUUUCUGCUUGGGAAGCAUUCUCUCGCUGGAAGUUUCCACAGAGAAGUCGUAUGCUGCAGGCAGUAUGCGGAAGAUAGUUGGAGUUAUUUGUUUCAGAUCGAAGGAAAGGGAAUUGUUCCCGAAAAUUUCCUAUAUGGAUCUAAAAUCACACCUAAGCAUCGGAUGGUAACAUUGGAUUGGGUCACACGUGUACAAGUCAGUUUCAAGCUGUUGCCAGAAACGCAUAGUGCUACUAUAAAUCUGUUUGAUCGAUGCUUGGCAGCAAGUCGAUAUACACUUGAAAAGCGACAACUUCAACCGAUGAUUCUGGGAUGUGCUGUCGUGGCUGGAAAAUUCGAAGAGAUCUACCCUCCAGAUAUCUCUGAGUAUUUGAACUACUGUGACAGUGCAAAAAAAGAUGUCUUAGAUUCGGAAAUUGUCGUUUUACGCUUGUUGGAUUAUGACCUGAAAUAUCCACGAGCUAUACAGUUCAUUCGUCGGCUCACGGAGCAUUACGAUCUUAAUGUGCACACAAUUGCGAAAACAAUUAGUGAUAUUGGAUUAUAUGAUUACGGCACUUGCCAUUUGAAACCGUCAGUUAAUGCUGCCGUCUCGGUUUACAUGGCAGCUGCGUUAGAAAAUGUCGUAUUUCCAGAAAAGCUGCAUAAACUGGCAAGAAUAUCAAUAAAUGAUAUUGAGCAGCUUGUACCAUUCUUUGCUGUGGCCAUCUUGGAUUUGAUCAGAAAUGAAAGUCACUACAACGCGAUUUAUAAGCGCAUGUUCCUCCAAAGAAAGAUCAAUUUUACUGAUGAACAACUAACUUAUCUCGUGUCUAUGGCCAAUAAAAUUCUCUGA
Molecule: messenger RNA, 1488 nt
Organism: Thelazia callipaeda (thelaziosis nematode)
Lineage: Eukaryota; Metazoa; Nematoda; Chromadorea; Rhabditida; Thelaziidae
Source: the annotation of a GenBank genome assembly